UCGUCUUGAGGCUGUCCCAUCCUUGCUUCAGCCAUCUCAUACUUAUCGUUCUUGGCUUAUUGCCAUAACUCCGAGGCUAUUGACUGAACGCGAAUAUGCCAAUUAUAGGCAGUACAGUUGACGGUGCACAAUCUACAGUUGGGACAUGUAUCGUUAGAGUCCCUACCGCACAAAGUGUGGUCUCACCAACCCCGGGAGCCGCCGAAAUCGUGAAAAGGGAGUUGGCCUGGUCGCACAGCGAAGUUUAUGUAACCUCUUACGGAACAUCAACAGCUCUCAAAAAUUUGAACGUGCCAGACUUAACGACGAUACACACCCCGGACCCAUCGUGUAUCGAUAGAUGGGUGUUCCUUCCGACAUCCAACUGCGGCGAUGACAACGGUACCGAUGACGUCGUCUGGUCUGUACGCCCUGGUCGCUUGGUCGUCCCCGAUCCAUCGUACACCGGUUGUCAACUAUAUGGUACACCCACAUACAGUCCCGGAAUCUGUCCCAGUGGGCAGACCAUUGCCGAAGUAACUGCGUUUGAGAGCAGUGCUUCGAACGGAAAUAGGACUUUCUGGCAAGCGAGUUGUUGUAGAAGCGGUAUGAGCUUUGGCUCUGAAUCCGCCGAACUAUGCCUGUCUAGUUUCUCGACACCGUUCCGUGCAUACGCUGCAAUUACAACCGCACCUGCUUAUGAUGGAGAAGAAGUCACAGCAGUUUACGAUUAUACCACCACGUAUGAUUCAAGUGGAAGCGUUCGUGAGACAUCCGUGAUAUCAGAUAUCACGACGCUUGCCACAGGUCUCGCUGUAGCCGAUCCCGUCGUAGUGGCCUGGCAGAUCGAUGAUGUUGGCACGUUUCCGAGCGAGUACGUCAAAUCUCUAGUCGCGAGAUACGGCGUACCCGCACCAGCCGGCACAUCUACACCAUCGAUCAACGCAUUGAAGCCAACGAACGGGCCUGCACCAUCUUCCUCCUCCAGUGGUAUCACUACUGGUACAAAGAUAGGAAUUGGUGUAGGUGUGGCGCUUGCAGCCGCUCUGAUUGGGGGCUUGUUGAUAUUCUGGUGUCUACGGCGACAUCGGAAAACUGCUGCGCACGAGGAGCCGGAUGUUGUCAUACCGGAAAUGGAAGAUCAAGACUACACGCACAGCCAGCGCAAAUGGUACGCCGGCGGACGAUGGAGGAGCGAAGUUGAUGCUCAAGCGACCCAAAACGAGCUUGACUCGAAACCAGUGAAUGAGUUACAUGAACCACCGGCUGAACUGGAGGCACACGAGCCUUUCGUCGAAGACGCCAAUGGUGCACUAGAAGGACAGAGAAACAGCCUAGAGGGCGUACGUAAUGAUGAUGGUCCUCACGAGCGAGCGUGAACUCCACCACAUCUGAGAGGAAAGGGCUGUUGGACGACGGCAACGCGGUUUGAUGAAGAAUACGCACGGUCUUUUUUGUCGUAUUGGUGGAACACUUGUCGCA
This is a messenger RNA of Alternaria rosae, 1461 nucleotides long. RefSeq lists its product as uncharacterized. NCBI's taxonomy places the organism in Eukaryota, Fungi, Ascomycota, Dothideomycetes, Pleosporales, Pleosporaceae. Bases 96 to 1358 code for a protein of 420 amino acids. The transcript is spliced from 2 exons. The record is from RefSeq and is a predicted model, not a curated record.